UAAUAAUUAUUAUAAUAAUAAUAAUAAUGAUAAUAAUAAUAAUAACAAUAAUAAUAAUAAUAAUGAUAAUAAUAAUAAUAACAACAGCAGCUUCCCGCCACGCCUUGCAGGGCAAACACGGGCGUGUUAGCACAGUGAACACUGCCACUCAACUAAAACGAAGUCGAUAAGUCUGCUCCUGCACCUCACCGAUCACUGGCUGGCCAUCACACUGGCUCUCCCAGCAGUGACCUUUGUGUUGCUGACUUUCGAGGCGGCAGGACGAAAGUCGAGUCCCCGGCCCUUCACGCCCCACAAUCCCUGAACCAUCGUGCCACGCCGCCCUCACGAUGCUGCCGCCGGAUGUCUCGUCGAGUUUGGUGCCGUGGCGGGUAAUGGUGUUCUUGAUACAGCUCUGUGGGUGCUUCCCCUUCAGGAUAUCAGACACAGACGCCCCGCCCGUGUUCAGCCUUUACUUGUCCCUGUGGAGUGUCUUCAUAAUGUUUACGACGACCUGCGUUCACUUCAUGGGCUACAGCCAAAUUUUCUUUAGAUAUGCAGCGUUGAAUAUAGGCACCGCUGUCUACGUGUAUACCGUCAUGGCACUGUUGGUCGGCAUGACACUGAGUAACGUCAUCAUGGCGGUGAAGAGCAACAAGCUAGCCGCUCUUCUGCAUGACCUGUCACGAUUCAAAGACGUCUCACCACCUCCUACGCGUCGAUGGUACUGUAAACCCAAGACGAUUGUAUUCUCCGUUUCCCUGAUAACAGUCGUAUUCCUGAUGGCGUGGACCAGCGCGCUGACCAUAAAUGUCUCGAUUUUAUGUUCAGCACUCGUCCUCUUACCCACAUCCUUAAUCGGCUUAGUGAGCCAGCUACUACCCAUGGAGUUGCCAUCCAUGGUAUUUGAGUUAUUGGCCCGCCACCUGCUGGUCGCCACAGAGGUCACGAUGGCUAAAGUCUCCUUUCUCCUCAACACUGACGGCUGCUUCAAGUGUGAGGACAACGUGAAGGCUGCGAAGGAGGCGAUGCGUGACCUCGAGGCUGUCAUUCGUGAGGUGGAGGUGCAGCGGGAGAGGGCCACUCGCCACUUCUUCCCCGUCGUCAGCAUGUUUCUGCUGUCUGGGCUCCUGCUCGGCGUCACCAGCCCUUACGCCAUGAAAGUUGGAUCUAUCGAGAAAACCAUUAGCUUAACGUCGCUGUUCAUGGCUUACUACAUCAUGGCUCGUCUGUGUCACAUGGGACAGGUCUUCGUCAACAAGAUUAGCACGGCCGAGGAUCUCUUGAAGGACAUGAGAGUGAAGUGUCAGUCUCGCAGUAUUAAGAAAGAGGUGAGCCAGGUGAUGGGCAGUCUGUCACCCAUGCGUACGUUUGACGUGUGUGGGUGGUACACGCUGGGCUACUCUCAGUUCCUUGGGUUCAUGAACACAGUAAUGACGUACCUGGUGAUAAUCCUGCAAGUGGAGGACACAGAAGUGCCGCAUCCUCUCAGCCAAGGCCUCCCUGUUGCGCCAAACCCACCGGCUCAGGGUGACUUCUUGCAGGCUGGGGAAUAUUGACCUCCAGCAUAUCCAUCAACUUAUCCAUUCAUUUAUUUGUUAAUUUAUUCAUUAUUGCCUAUUGUACGGUAGUGUAUGUUACGCCAUGCUAUGUAAGAGAUAGCGCACGUGCAUGUGCAUGUAGCCCUGGUAGGCAACACUCAUUUUUCCUGCGUCGCCGCUCAGUUUGUCUGUCGGCUUGCCUGCGAAGAGGAAGGAAGUCCCACCUCUCGCAGCCUGACCCUUGUAUCUGUUCUUUGUAAUAUAAGGAUCUACGUUA
Scylla paramamosain (green mud crab) is the source of this 1797-nucleotide messenger RNA. RefSeq lists its product as uncharacterized. NCBI's taxonomy places the organism in Eukaryota, Metazoa, Arthropoda, Malacostraca, Decapoda, Portunidae. The coding region runs from base 330 to 1538 and encodes 402 amino acids. Gene Ontology annotation, cellular component: membrane. The record is from RefSeq and is a predicted model, not a curated record. Gene Ontology annotation, biological process: sensory perception of taste. The transcript is spliced from 5 exons.